AAAAUUAUAUAUCUAAAAGAACUACAGUGAAGUCAUCCCGUAAUGGGCAGGGUCAGCUGUGUAGAUAAAGUACUGCAUCCAUACUUCACCAUAAGCAAAUCCAAAGCUUAGCUCUGCUCAGAAAUUCAGCUGCUAUUGAACUUAAAGCUCAACUGAAGUACCCUAAAAAGAGAAGAAGAAGAUAUGGAUGAAAAUAAAAAAGUAUUAUCAAUCUUUAUUUAUCCUGUCAAGUCAUGCAGAGGCAUUUCUGUUUCUCAUGCCCCACUGACUCCUACUGGAUUUCGAUGGGAUCGAAAUUGGAUGGUUUUGAAUGACAGAGGGAGGGCACGUACCCAGAGAAAUGAACCAAGGCUUGCUCUAGUUGAAGUAGAGCUGCCCCAGGAGGCAUUUUUGGAUGAUUGGGAGCCUACAAAAGAUUCCUAUAUGGUAAUAAAGGCUCCUGGAAUGCCUGUGCUUAAAAUAUCACUAGCAAAACCACAGGAAAUAUCAGAUGGUGUCUCAAUAUGGGAAUGGUGUGGCUCUGCGUUAGAUGAAGGAGUUGAAGCUGCAAAGUGGUUUUCUGAUUAUCUCGGAAAACCCAGUUGGCUUGUACGUUUUAACUCAGGAUUAGAAAUUAGACCCGUUGUUGAUAAUUAUGCUCCUGGACACAAGGUUAUGUUUACCGAUUUCGGUCCAUAUUUGGUAGCAUCUCAGGGAUCAUUAGAUGAACUAAAUAAACAUCUAAAAGAACCAGUUUCAAUAAACCGUUUCCGACCCAGCAUACUAAUUGAUGGUUGUGAACCAUUUUCUGAGGACUUGUGGAAGGAAGUUAGAAUAAAUAAAUUCACAUUUGAAGGUGUCAAGCUUUGCGCUCGAUGCAAGAUACCUACAAUUGAUCAAGAGACCGGGGUAGCAGGAACUGAGCCAAAUGCAACACUGAAGGAACUCCAUUCUGAUAAAACUAUGCGGCCAAAUAAGAAACAACAAGGAGAGGUCUACUUUGGGCAUUAUUUAGUUUGGAAAGACAGUGUCGAUGGAGGGAAAGGGAACAUAAUUAAAGUUGGAGAUCCUGUUUUUCUUCUGCAGAAAUAUUCUUCUACAGAAGAAGUUGAUGUUUGAAUCCAAUUUCAGAAUGUCAGAUGUGUAUGAAGAUGGACUUUGUGGACUAUCUAUGAUGGAUGUAAUCUAAAGUAGUUCGGAGUGGAGAUAACCCAUAUAGUUUACCGUAAUUAACUAGAGAUUAAGAUUUAAUUAAGUCGAGUCUAGUCGAUUUGCAUCUGAUACAAGCAAGUUGCAGAUAUAUAAUAAGACUUACCAAAAUUUAUUACAUAAUGCAAUUGCAACAUAUUUCAGGACA
This is a messenger RNA of Ricinus communis (castor bean), 1336 nucleotides long. Its product is annotated as mitochondrial amidoxime-reducing component 1. Bases 184 to 1098 code for a protein of 304 amino acids. Gene Ontology annotation, molecular function: catalytic activity; molybdenum ion binding; pyridoxal phosphate binding. The record is from RefSeq and is a predicted model, not a curated record. The transcript has 8 exons. Lineage: Eukaryota; Viridiplantae; Streptophyta; Magnoliopsida; Malpighiales; Euphorbiaceae.